AGGCACUAAGCCAGACACCGGAGAUGUAAUGAAAUAGGGUCUCCUCUUUGAGAAUGUCAGAAAGAGUGACGGACAAGAGUCAAAUAAACAAGAGAGAAGAUAAUAUACAGUAAAACUAGGAAAACUGAGGGUUGUGGGAGCUCAGAUGAGACAGACAUACCUAGCCUGAAGCAGUACUAGGCUUCCUGAAGAGUUGACACCUGAGUGCAAAGGAAUUCUGUACUAGUUACCAAGCCUAGAGAGUAUAAAUGUGCGGGGCAGUGGUCGGAGGCGAGGUUCUAAAAGUCUACCUGCCUAGAUCACAGAGAGGUAUAUGUGGGGCAGGAACUUCUGGUGGUUUAAACAAUCCUGAGAGCAACUGUGAGAUGUGGAGAGACUGCACACAGAAGGGACUAGGGCUCCUAGAACGCCUCCUCCUGAAAGACAGCCCCGUUUGGUGCCUUGUGGUCAGGACCCCGAUGCAUUUCUAACCGGAGGUUUCGAGUCCCUUAGGAUGUGGGUGCAGAAUCUUAGCAGCGGCUCUAGGCGUUUCUGAACGGUCCAACCCAUAGUGCUCCAGGCAACAAAGCUGGGGCGGGGCGCCCCGGAAGUGACGCGUUGCCUUGCUGGCGUCCGGAAGUGGAGAUGGCGGAGCUGUACGUGAAACCGGGGAACAAGGAGCGCGGCUGGAACGACCCGCCCCAGUUCUCCUACGGGCUGCAGACCCAGGCCGGCGGACCCAAGCGCACUCCGCUCACCAAGAGAGUCGCCGCUCCCCAGGAUGGAGCCCCCAGAGUCCCAACCUCAGAGACUUCUCCUGGGGUGACCCCAAUGGGGCCUCCACCUCCUUCAAGCAAAGCUUCCAGGCCUCCACCUGUGGGGAGUUGUACUGCCUCCAGUGUGGAGCCCACAGAUGUCCCAGUCAUUGAGUGUGAGACUCUGCUGGAAGAUGUGCUGAGACCUUUGGAGCAGGCAUUGGAGGACUGCCAAGGCCACACAAAGAAGCAGGUAUUUGAUGACAUCAGCCGACGCCUGGGUUUGCUGCAGGAACAAUGGGCUGGAGGGAAGCUGUCAAUGCCUGUGAAGAAGAGGAUGGCUCUGCUGGUGCAAGAGCUUUCAAAUCACCGGUGGGAUGCAGCAGAUGACAUACACCGCUCACUCAUGGUUGACCAUGUGACUGAAGUCAGUCAGUGGAUGGUGGGAGUUAAAAGAUUAAUUGCAGAAAAGAGGAGUCUGUCUUCAGAGGAGGAAGCCAAUGGACAGAAAUCUACAGCCACAGCUGAGAACCAGACUGUACCAGGCGUCCAACAGGCUCCAUAAUCCCGUGGGUUCCCCAGACUCACCUCACAACAUCUCCUAUGCCUUGUCGUGGAAGGCCUUCUCUUAUUUGGCUCCCUUUUACCACUUGGGAGACUGUCUGCCCCAUUUGGGUCCUUGGCCUGACCCACCUCUGGGGGAAGAGGUCCCACCUGGAUCACAGGGAGGAUCACUUGUUACCCAUAACAUACACAUUUCAAUAAAAACAUCUCAGUGGUGGGCCCUGGGUAGAUGAGCCCUUCCUAUGCCAAAA
Messenger RNA from Pteropus alecto (black flying fox), 1549 nucleotides. RefSeq names its product steroid receptor RNA activator 1 (gene SRA1). Bases 625 to 1299 code for a protein of 224 amino acids. Gene Ontology annotation, biological process: regulation of transcription by RNA polymerase II. NCBI's taxonomy places the organism in Eukaryota, Metazoa, Chordata, Mammalia, Chiroptera, Pteropodidae. Gene Ontology annotation, cellular component: nucleus. The record is from RefSeq and is a predicted model, not a curated record. The transcript has 5 exons.